This is a messenger RNA of Trichobilharzia szidati, 367 nucleotides long. The record is from the annotation of a GenBank genome assembly. Lineage: Eukaryota; Metazoa; Platyhelminthes; Trematoda; Strigeidida; Schistosomatidae.
AGUACUUGGUCUACUUCUGGUCGUUCUUUGCAUAUUCGUGUCAGAAAUUCGAUCGCGGCCAGUUGCUGUUUAUGUACUACUCGGAAUUACGAUUUUGCUGUGGUCUGUAGGAUUGGCCGCUAUUAUACCCCCCGCUGAAAUAGUAUGUGGAUGUAUAUCGCUGGCAUUGACAGUAGUGAUAACAAUUACAAUAGUCAUUGUGGCUUUGAAACUACCACCGAUGAAUGAAAAGGGAUUCAUAUUUUUCAGUAUAUUAGCAUGUGUCUUUGCUGUUAUGGCGACCGUCCUCAAAAUGUGUGAUGCUUUCCUCCACCAAACGGUAAUCUUCAUUCUGACAGCAAUUUUCUAUGUGUCAUUCAUACUCUUC